Messenger RNA from Theileria equi strain WA, 1563 nucleotides. RefSeq lists its product as hypothetical. Lineage: Eukaryota; Apicomplexa; Aconoidasida; Piroplasmida; Theileriidae. The transcript has a single exon. The coding region runs from base 1 to 1563 and encodes 520 amino acids. The record is from RefSeq and is a predicted model, not a curated record.
AUGAGUGGGAGGAAUACACUCAAGUUAAAGCUAGAUAUAAGCAAAAAAUGUGGAGAGGGUGAUUCACAAUGUAGUUGCUCACCUAAGCCUGAUGGCAUAAAAGUUAGCAAAGUGACGGGUAUUACUAAUGCCAAUGGCUUUGUUGCCCUUGUCCAUAAGAGUGAUAAACCAUUCAAGUUACUCCAGAGUCUAGGUGAUGAUGAGCAACUAAAAAAUGAUAUCCCUAGUGUUAAGACCGUUGCUGUAUAUUACUGGGACGGAGAUGAUGAUUUUAAAAGACCACUACUCCUUGAAGUAGAGACUAGUAGUGGUGGAAAACAAUACUACUACAAAUAUGAACAAGAUGAAUGUGAGGCACAAAACGAUACAAGUACUUGGAAGUAUAAUCCAGGCAAUCAUUCGCUACAGGAAAGACUGGAUGACAGGUACUGUGGCAGAAACCAUGCUAUUCCCUUUGACAUAAAAGAACUUACAAAAAAUCAUGCUACUGGAAGAUCGGCAUGUCUAAAGAAAACAAGAAGUAUCACAGAAUCUACUUCGCCUCCACAACCUCAUCCAGGAGGUGGCUACACCAUACAAGAAUACGAAGUUAAUGGUAGUGACACCAAGAUCUCCAGGGUUACAUUUGGAGGACAAGAUACAAGAGGUAUUGAUCCUAAAAAUGACGAAAUAUCAAAGAUUAGAUUGUUCAUACAAAAUAAUGUAAGUAGUGGUCCUCCACUAAUGCUCCAGUUUAUGAAGCAGGAUGGAGAUUCAAAGUGGUUUUACAACCAAAAUUCCGAUGGUACUGACUGGGGAUCUGUUGAUAACCAUUCUAAGUUCUAUGGUCCAGGAGAUGAACCUACUGAGAAACUUACAACUGCGCUUGAUGAUGUUAGGUGCGUACGUGACAGUGCAGUUACCUUGAAUUUGUCUUUUGAGAAUUCUGAGACUCAUUCUAGUGGAACUAAGUACUGUUGCCGUUAUCAUGACACUAGUGUAAAGAAGGUUACUGUUACUCCUGUACAAAUUUCCUGUAUGGUAAAGGAUCACCCCUCAAGCAAGCUUACAGCUUAUAAACACUCCAUUGAGUCUAACAUGAAACUGGCAGGCAUUAAGUACUAUGUUGGUAGUAGUAGUAAUAAUAACGACAGGAAGAAUAUAACUGGUCCUGGGCUAGACUUUCCCAUCUCUGCUCCAGUUACCAUAUCCGCAUUCUAUUGUAAUGAGAACGGGAAUGGGCCAGUACUAAUCUACGUCGACUCAAAAGGAAAUGCAGCUAAAGGUUGGUUCAAAAAAGGAGGAACUCAGGAUAGUGAAGACUGGACACCUGUUCCAAGUAACCUCGACAGCAUAACACCUGAUAAUUUCAGCACUCUAAACCGUGAACAAUGGAAGGUAUUUGUGGGUCUACUAAAGGGGGCUGGAUGUAAUGAGUUGAAAGAAUGCCCUCCUGACAACUCUUCUAAAUGGAUUAAGAUUGGAUCUGGAGUUACUUCAACAGUCGGCACAGGAGGUGCAGCUUAUGGCGGCUGGUAUGCCUGGGUCAAUUACUUUCUUGACCCUCUUGUACGCUUAAUAUAA